Molecule: messenger RNA, 7172 nt
Organism: Pan troglodytes (chimpanzee)
Lineage: Eukaryota; Metazoa; Chordata; Mammalia; Primates; Hominidae
Gene: USP38
Product: ubiquitin specific peptidase 38
Exons: 10
Coding region: 3011-6139 (1042 amino acids)
Biological process (GO): ubiquitin-dependent protein catabolic process; protein deubiquitination
Cellular component (GO): cytosol; nucleus
Molecular function (GO): cysteine-type deubiquitinase activity
Source: RefSeq, a predicted model, not a curated record
ACUUCAUAUGAUGGUUUAUUUAUCACAGUCCUCUCUAAUCUAUACAAUCAGUUUGCUUUUGAUUCUAUGAGGUGAUAUAAAUUUCCUAAGAGAAAACUAACCUCACAAUAAUGUUAUUGCAGUUGGCCAACUCUAACCACUGCUUUUGGGACUGCCUUUUCUCUUUGCUUAUCACAAACAUAAACACAUACACACACUUUUCAUCUAAUAGUAUGAUGGAAAUAAUGGAGACUCUAGAGUCAGACUUGAUUAUUUUUUUUAACCUCCUUUGGCUUCAAUACCUUAUCUAUAAAAUGCAGCUAUUAACAUCUAUUUCCAAAACCCCGUUUUGAGAACUAAGGAUAAAGUAUAAUAUAUUGAGUUCCAGGCACACAGAGGUUGCUAAAUAAACAAUCACUCCUUAUCCUGUGCUUUUUCUCUUUCAUCCCCAUCACUCAGCUUCCAUUCUCAGAUCUAACAUAUUUGUAAAACCAUGUAGUUAGCAAUUGAGGCCUUAGACUAAAUCUUUAUACGAAAUUUUAAAGCCCAUUACAAUAGCACCCACUAAUCCAAUGAUUAGUGGCAUGAUUCACUGCAAAAAAAUCUUCCACAGACUUCUGAAAAUAUUUUAAAAUGUUAAAAAGGAACAUGGUAUUAUUAUAGAACUUUUAGUUAUGCUAUAAAAUAAAUUUAAAGUUGGCCACUUUCAAUUGAAAUCUUAUAAAAGAGCAUAUUACAUACAUUUUUUAACCAGUGGCAAAAGAAGGAAAUGAGCGUUGAAUAUCUUGGUAUAAAAACCUAGUAUUUCAUUUCAUGCAUCUAUCAUUCAAGAGGUACUUUAAAAAUACAGAGUCAUGGUGCUUUUGGAAGUCUAAUAUUAUGACAUGUAAUUUACAUGGACUAAUAGCAUUAUGUUCUCUCAGACAUCUUAUUUUGUAAUAUUCAAUUUUUCAAGACCUAAUAUUAACAGAAAGAAGAAAAUGUUAUAGACAAUUCGAAGUAAUCUGUCAAGUUUUAAAUCUACCAAUUUUUUUUCUUGUCUACUUUGGAAUAAUCACUUCGCUGGUACUAUUCAGCAAUCUUCAUUCGUCCUGUUAGUUUCUUAGCACAAAGACUAAUUCCAAAUUUCCUCCACUCCACCUCAAAUCCACGAUCCUUCUUAAUACUUAAUUCCUUCUUAAUAUUUUAUUUUCUAUAUUACUUUUGUCUUCCACUGUGGCAUUAUUCCCAGUAAAGACAAACAUCUGUGUACCUUCACCUCCUACUGGAAAAAUCAUUCCUGUCUCUAGCAUGACUGAUAGAUUAAUUACCUCAAUUCUCUUUUAUCUUCAGUAUCUUCCUAGAAGUCAACUUGGUCUUAAGUUCCCUUUUACUCAAGCUCCUGUCUCCUCUAAACUGCUCUUCUUAAGACUACCAUAAUCGACGUGUGAAUAUAUUAGUGUAAUCGUGUUUGUAACUUGGUAAAAAAACAAAACACUAUUUAGCAAACUGAAGUAACAGAAUUUUGUUCAUUUUUCUACGGGACAUUUUAAAUGACCUAUUUCUUUAAAGUUUUGUCUGUAUUACAGGGCCUUAAUGUCUAGUUUCACAACUAUAUUAACCAAGCCUGAAGCAGGCUACAGUUAGGCAAUAUUUUCCAAUAUAAAGACCUCUGAUUAAAUUCUUACUGUGAAUCUUUGGAAUUUGGCAUGAAACAGAACAAGCAUGAUUGCACGUGUUCUUCCCUAUUGUAAACCAUCUUCGGUGUCAACAUAUACAAUAAGUUUUGUGGUAUUUCCACCUGGUUUUCUAUUUUCAAAGUACCCUUGUAUGACACAGGCAUAAAAAUACUUUGAUUCUAAUCUGCCAUUUUCCUUACUCUCCUCACACUUUCUUGGACGGCUUAUAAUUUUCGAUAUGGUACAAAGCUCACUAACUGGUUCUUUGCUAGAGGCCUGCUACUGAUACUGAUGGUCGCUAAGUGCUAGGUACGCCGCCGGUAUUGCUCUUACUUCAAUACCGACAUCGCAGGAUAAAGGCAGUCACAUGUAGGCGCGCAAGCGCAAUUCUUGAUUAAUGAGCCAAGGCAAAGAUUUCUCAAUCCGAGUUCUGAGUUUUCCUUACUUUUCCCCCAAAUGCUCUUUUCCUCGGAUUUCACAUCAAUAGCACUUAUUCGAGUUUUCACGAGUAACCUGACGCAGGCGGAACCGACGAAGACUAGCCGGCAAGAAUCCUACAGUCGCAGCCAUCUGCGCAGCGUCCGCCGGGGACGCUCCGCGCGGAAGACCGCCUGUGACUCGACACACUCUCCAGUGACGCGGCCGUCGCCGCACCUGCGCGGCGGGGCGGGAAGGAGACUCCCAGCGCCGGGGGGAAGGGAGUCUACGACUCGGGACAGAGGUGGGGGAGCAGGGAGGGAGAGAGGGAAGAAGGGAGGAGGAGAGAGGCGGACAGGCGGAGGGGCGGAGGGGCGGUCCUUCCCGGAGGUUCUUAGAUCCUUCACUUCCUGUUUGCCGGCACUUCAAAAUCCGGGUCAAAGGGUGUCGCUUCGGUCUCUUCUCCCCGGCUGAUCCCAGCACUCUCCGUGACAGCGCCUCCUGACUCAGCCCAGGACCGGCUUCUUCUCACGACCUGCUGGAGACUGGACGCCCACACCUGACCCGGAACUCGGAGGCGUGCUUCCUCCACCCGCCGGCUAGCAGCCCCAGGCCCUGAGCGCCCGCCGACGCCGCUGGGGGGCCCGACAGGCCCCUCGGCGCUGAUGCUGAGUGGGAUCGAGGGCCCGGGGCGGCGGCGGAGUACGGGCCUCUGGCGCCUUAGGCCAGCCGCAGGUGUCGGUUCUUAGGCUCUCCAGGCUCACCAGCUCCCGCCCCGGCUUGGAUGGGUCUCCCUGCGCCAUAAAUGUGGCUGCUGAGGCGGCGGUGGCCGUGGCCCGUCGCGCUGCUGCUGCGGCGCUCCAAGUUCAUCUCCGCCCCGGGGCUCUCCUGCCCCACCUCGGGGCUGCCGCCACCCGCUCCUUAUCCCCUGGCCCUGGCCUUGCAGCGUGGCGACAAUGGACAAGAUCCUGGAGGGCCUUGUGAGUUCCUCGCAUCCCCUGCCCCUCAAGCGGGUGAUUGUGCGGAAGGUGGUGGAAUCGGCGGAGCACUGGCUAGACGAGGCGCAGUGUGAGGCCAUGUUUGACCUGACGACCCGGCUCAUCCUGGAGGGCCAGGACCCUUUCCAGCGGCAGGUGGGGCACCAGGUGCUGGAGGCCUACGCACGAUACCACCGGCCAGAGUUCGAGUCCUUCUUCAACAAGACCUUCGUGUUGGGCCUCCUUCAUCAGGGCUACCACUCUCUGGACAGGAAGGAUGUAGCCAUCCUGGACUACAUUCACAACGGCCUGAAGCUGAUUAUGAGCUGUCCGUCGGUGCUGGAUCUCUUUAGCCUCCUGCAGGUAGAGGUGUUACGGAUGGUGUGUGAGAGGCCGGAGCCGCAGCUCUGUGCCCGACUGAGCGACCUUCUGACCGACUUUGUGCAAUGCAUCCCCAAGGGGAAAUUGUCCAUCACGUUCUGUCAACAGCUGGUUCGAACGAUAGGCCAUUUCCAGUGCGUGUCCACCCAGGAAAGAGAGCUGCGGGAAUAUGUCUCCCAGGUGACAAAAGUUAGUAACUUGCUGCAGAACAUCUGGAAGGCCGAGCCUGCCACACUGCUGCCUUCCCUGCAAGAAGUUUUUGCAAGCAUCUCUUCCACAGAUGCAUCAUUUGAACCUUCUGUAGCAUUGGCAAGCCUUGUGCAGCAUAUUCCUCUUCAGAUGAUUACAGUUCUCAUCAGGAGCCUUACUACAGAUCCAAAUGUAAAAGAUGCAAGUAUGACCCAAGCCCUUUGCAGAAUGAUUGACUGGCUAUCCUGGCCAUUGGCUCAGCAUGUGGAUACAUGGGUAAUUGCACUCCUGAAAGGACUGGCAGCUGUCCAGAAGUUUACUAUUUUGAUAGAUGUUACUUUGCUGAAAAUAGAACUGGUUUUUAAUCGACUUUGGUUUCCUCUUGUGAGACCUGGUGCUCUUGCAGUUCUUUCUCACAUGCUGCUUAGCUUUCAGCAUUCUCCAGAGGCGUUCCAUUUGAUUGUUCCUCAUGUGGUUAAUUUGGUUUAUUCUUUCAAAAAUGAUGGACUGCCUUCCAGUACAGCCUUCUUAGUACAAUUAACAGAAUUGAUACACUGUAUGAUGUAUCAUUAUUCUGGAUUUCCAGAUCUCUAUGAACCUAUUCUGGAGGCAAUAAAGGAUUUUCCUAAGCCCAGUGAAGAGAAGAUUAAGUUAAUUCUCAAUCAAAGUGCCUGGACUUCUCAAUCCAAUUCUUUGGCGUCUUGCUUGUCUAGACUUUCUGGAAAAUCUGAAACUGGGAAAACUGGUCUUAUUAACCUAGGAAAUACAUGUUAUAUGAACAGUGUUAUACAAGCCUUGUUUAUGGCCACAGAUUUCAGGAGACAAGUAUUAUCUUUAAAUCUAAAUGGGUGCAAUUCAUUAAUGAAAAAAUUACAGCAUCUUUUUGCCUUUCUGGCUCAUACGCAGAGGGAAGCAUACGCACCUCGGAUAUUCUUUGAGGCUUCCACACCUCCAUGGUUUACUCCCAGAUCACAGCAAGACUGUUCUGAAUACCUCAGAUUUCUCCUUGACAGGCUCCAUGAAGAAGAAAAGAUCUUGAAAGUUCAGGCCUCACACAAGCCUUCUGAAAUUCUGGAAUGCAGUGAAACUUCUUUACAGGAAGUAGCUAGUAAAGCAGCAGUACUCACAGAGACCCCUCGUACAAGUGACGGUGAGAAGACUUUAAUAGAAAAAAUGUUUGGAGGAAAACUACGAACUCACAUACGUUGUUUGAACUGCAGGAGUACCUCACAAAAAGUGGAAGCCUUUACAGAUCUUUCGCUUGCCUUUUGUCCUUCCUCUUCUUUGGAAAACAUGUCUGUCCAAGACCCAGCAUCAUCACCCAGUAUACAAGAUGGUGGUCUAAUGCAAGCCUCUGUACCCGGUCCUUCAGAAGAACCAGUAGUUUAUAAUCCAACAACAGCUGCCUUCAUCUGUGACUCACUUGUGAAUGAAAAAACCAUAGGCAGUCCUCCUAAUGAGUUUUACUGUUCUGAAAACACUUCUGUCCCUAAUGAAUCUAACAAGAUUCUUGUUAAUAAAGAUGUACCUCAGAAACCAGGAGGUGAAACCACACCUUCAGUAACUGACUUACUAAAUUAUUUUUUGGCUCCAGAGAUUCUUACUGGUGAUAACCAAUAUUAUUGUGAAAACUGUGCCUCUCUGCAAAAUGCUGAGAAAACUAUGCAAAUCACGGAGGAACCUGAAUACCUUAUUCUUACUCUCCUGAGAUUUUCAUAUGAUCAGAAGUAUCAUGUGAGAAGGAAAAUUUUAGACAAUGUAUCACUGCCAAUGGUUUUGGAGUUGCCAGUUAAAAGAAUUACUUCUUUCUCUUCAUUGUCAGAAAGUUGGUCUGUAGAUGUUGACUUCACUGAUCUUAGUGAGAACCUUGCUAAAAAAUUAAAGCCUUCAGGGACUGAUGAAGCUUCCUGCACAAAAUUGGUGCCCUAUCUAUUAAGUUCUGUUGUGGUUCACUCUGGUAUAUCCUCUGAAAGUGGGCAUUACUAUUCUUAUGCCAGAAAUAUCACAAGUACAGACUCUUCAUAUCAGAUGUACCACCAGUCUGAGGCUCUGGCAUUAGCAUCCUCCCAGAGUCAUUUACUAGGGAGAGAUAGUCCCAAUGCAGUUUUUGAACAGGAUUUGGAAAAUAAGGAAAUGUCAAAAGAAUGGUUUUUAUUUAAUGACAGUAGAGUGACAUUUACUUCAUUUCAGUCAGUCCAGAAAAUUACGAGCAGGUUUCCAAAGGACACAGCUUAUGUGCUUUUGUAUAAAAAACAGCAUAGUACUAAUGGUUUAAGUGGUAAUAACCCAACCAGUGGACUCUGGAUAAAUGGAGACCCACCUCUACAGAAAGAACUUAUGGAUGCUAUAACAAAAGACAAUAAACUAUAUUUACAGGAACAAGAGUUGAAUGCUCGAGCCCGGGCCCUCCAAGCUGCAUCUGCUUCAUGUUCAUUUCGGCCCAAUGGAUUUGAUGACAACGACCCACCAGGAAGCUGUGGACCGACUGGUGGAGGGGGUGGAGGAGGAUUUAAUACAGUUGGCAGACUCGUAUUUUGAUCCUGAGAGAGUCCAAAAUGCACUGGUCACGAAACGUCUAAUACUAUGACUGUUAAAAUGUCAGACUAUAACAAAUAUCUAUCUUUUAUUUUUCAUUAGACCCUUAUACUUCAAGAGAACACACUCAGUGCUUGUUUUUAUUUUCUUGACACAUUUAUUAACAAAAUGCAUCAUGGAAGAAAAAUCUACCUCUUAAAAUUCCAUUUGCUUUUAUGGUUAGACAUGCUUGACCAAAAAUGUUCAGAAGAAAAUAUGUACCUGGUCCCUAAUUAAGCUGCGUUAAAUUUGGUAGAAGCAUUUAAAUGGUCUAUCUUCAGUUUUACUGAACAAAAAAUGUAAUUUAUUUAGCAUUCUUUGUAAAAGAAUUGAUGCUAGAGGUAAGAAAAAAAAUACUUGUUUUUAAAAAAUCCUUUACGUCUUGUGUAAUUACCCCAUUAUUAAAUUCAAGUCUUUGAAAAUCAACUAGAGAUUAUAAAGUCUCUAAAGAAGGCAAUAACAAAAUUUAUCAAGAUAUAGUACUUUUCAGUUUUUGUUUAGUGUCUUCAGCAUCACUGUGUCUGUAUUUCAAGUACAAAUGUUUUUAAAAAGGAUUCUUUAUACAUAUGUGCUGAAUUGAUUUUAAGAAAGUUGCAUGAUCCUGUAGGAGCAACAUUUUUACCUAAAAAAUGCUAACUUUGUAGUAUUUCUAAUUGUUCAAGGAUUUUAAAAUUCUAUUUCAGGGAGUAUAUCUUCUGUGUGUUUUGAAGGAGGUGAGUUCUGUAUGUGCCUUGCAGUACUGUAAUUCAAAAAUAGGAAUCUUUGGCUGCGAAAUUUUAAUGAAAUGUUAGGAAGUAAUUUUCGUGCUAACAUUAAAAUUAUAACUUUUUGAAAGGUAAUAGAUUUUCCAGAAGUAAAAUCUGAUGGUUCUAAAUCAAUCAAUGUGAUAGUUCAUUUUUAACUCUUAGAAGAAUUCAGAGGAAAUGAACCCAGCUAAGUAAAAAAUCUGUCUUGAUUUUGUUACUUAUUCCUCAGAAUAUUAAACAUUGAUCACAUA